Molecule: messenger RNA, 1374 nt
Organism: Botrytis porri
Lineage: Eukaryota; Fungi; Ascomycota; Leotiomycetes; Helotiales; Sclerotiniaceae
Exons: 1
Coding region: 1-1374 (457 amino acids)
Molecular function (GO): hydrolase activity, hydrolyzing N-glycosyl compounds
Source: RefSeq, a predicted model, not a curated record
AUGACUGGUUCAAAAACUCAUAACCCUAUUCCGGAUGGCCUCAACGACAUAGAGACGGCCGUCUAUCGAAAGAUUAUGGAUACUGUUACUACCUUGCGCAAACAGAACUUUGAUCUUCCGCACGUUGUUGUCAUCACAGAUGUCGGUAAAGACUAUGAUGAUCUCGCGGCUAUGAUAGUUUUGAAAGAACUCCAUCGUCUAGGUGCGGUGAAACUCGAAGGUUUCAUAACUAACCUGCUACCGGAAGAUGCAAGGGCACACCUCGCACGUCAAUCUCUCGAUCUUCUAGGUCUUGAGGAAAUACCUGUUAGACAAGGCACCAGAGGCACUGAAAAGAACAUUUCUCCGGAUCUAUAUGAAUUUCCUGUCAGCAUCAUGGGAGGGAAACCAUAUCCUAAACAACCAAGAGGCCUGGAUCUUUUGCAACAGCUCAAAGAUAAUGCCGAAAGAGACAAUUAUCAGUUAACAUUCUUGCUUAUAUCUUCUCUACAAGAUAUUUCUGAGUUCGAAAGAUCAUUACGACCAAAGGAUUCCUCACAGAUACACCCUUUAAAGCAUGUGAUAGCCAAGGUUGUCCUACAAGGUAACUACAAACUCGAUCAAGCUAGAAAUGACACCAAAGAGCCCACAAGUCACAGUAUCCUCAAAGCGGACCAAGGAGCUGCCAACAAUGACUUUCAUUGGUCAUCUGCGCAAGAUUUCCAUUCGUUUCUAGAUCGAGAAGGAAUCUCUUCAGUGGUCUACAACAAGAUCGCAGCCUAUGACACACCAUUGAGGCCUACAAUAUUUUCAGAGAUGGCCGAAACUGGACAAACUUUGGGAAUCGCUCUGAGAGAUAUAGAAGCACCCCAGAAUAUACUCUACUACAAAGGAGCAUGUAGGAUGAUAAAUGGGAAGCCUGCCCCGAUCAUGAAAGAUCGCGAUCAGCAAUGGUUCUUACUGAGAAGAACCACUUAUUUCGAUACGAGAGAUCGAGAGAUAAAUCCCGAACUGCUUCCGGAUCCGGAAAGUGAAGAAAUCGUGGAGUAUUGCAAAGUUAUAGUCUAUGAUGUGCUGGCUGCUCUAGGUACAUGUCCUGAAGCUAUCUUGGAUGCCCUAAAUGUCCUUGAACCUCCCGAUUAUGAGAAACAACCAGAUCAUAAUGAACUACAUCGUGUCGUAGGUGUUACUCCGAAAAUGAAUCCGGAGACUGCUACCCAGGAAGAACUUGAUGCGGCGGUUCAGUUGGGUGAGGAUGAGGAGAACCCAUUCAAGUCUCCAGCAAGUACCAAUGCGGAGACCAUGAAGAAUGUAAUUGAGGCACUUUUGAAAGGAGCUUUAUUGGAUUGUAAAGCCAAAGGUAUCGGACAAGCAAAAGUAAAGGAUAGGUUUUAA